This is a messenger RNA of Pseudogymnoascus verrucosus, 1516 nucleotides long. RefSeq lists its product as uncharacterized. The record is from RefSeq and is a predicted model, not a curated record. The transcript is spliced from 3 exons. The coding region runs from base 619 to 1335 and encodes 238 amino acids. Lineage: Eukaryota; Fungi; Ascomycota; Leotiomycetes; Thelebolales; Thelebolaceae.
CUUGGAGAUCUGAUGAAUGACAGACCAAUUAAACACUAGAUCAUCCUUCUCUUUCUUCUUCCUCAUAAACCUCGCCCUAUUUGGAUUUCUUCCUGGUAGCAUAUCUGACUAUCACUGCCCAUUUCGGCCGCGUACGAACGGUUGCUAUGUGCCGCCAUCGCACUGUGUUAAAUCCUUCAACCAUCAGAAGACAAGACAAGCUUUAAAUCUCCAUGUUUUGGAAUUAAUCCUAUUUGCCUAUUCUACAAAAGUGCCGAGUCAUCCAAUCAUGUUCUCGGAACCACCUUGGUUCCCAAGAUUGCGAGGCGGUGUCGUCGCGGAUUGAUAGCACGGCCCGGUCUCCGCAACGAAAAGGGAGAAGAUCGCUCUUGACUGCAAUAUAUUUUGUCCUCUUUAAACAGGUUUCGGGCAGCAAUUAUAUCACGCGCAUAGUAAAAUAAAGAGCUUUAGGAUCAUAGGAAGUAUGCCGACAAGUGUCGACUGUGGGGAAUUGAAAGGGGUUCUGGCCAUGGGGCGUAUAUAAAAGUGAGAAACCUCCCACUGGUCUGCUGUGCUUCAGAGACAGAUUGCAUCAAUAACGCAGCAGAUAAUAUCAAAAUCCACAAAGAUUAUAUCAAAAUGAUUGUCCCUAGCCUGUUUACCGUUGCAGCUCUGCUGGCUGCGAAAGCUGCCGCUCAUGGUGCAGUUACCAGCUAUGUAAUCGAUGGCGUGGCCUAUCCAGGUUACCAAGGCUUCAGCCCAGCAAAUGGGCCACCGACUAUUGAACGACAGUGGUCAGACUACAACCCCGUGCUGUCAGUUUCCGAUUCAAAGAUGCGAUGCAAUGGUGGAACAUCCGCACCGCUCUCAGCCCCGGUCAAGGCCGGCGGAAAGGUUAGAGCUCUCUGGUCGCAGUGGACACACGCACAGGGACCCGUCAUGGUUUGGCUAUUCAAGUGUGCCGGCGAUUUCGCCUCCUGUGAUGGGUCAGGGGCUGGCUGGUUCAAGAUCGAUCAGAUGGGCAUGACCGCACCACCUCUAACCGGAACGAGCUGGGGAACUGCCGUAGUAAUGGCCCAGCUGUACUGGGAGAGCACUAUCCCAGCCGCAAUCGCAAACGGAAACUACCUCAUUAGACACGAGCUGCUGGCUCUUCAUCAGUCGAAUACUCCGCAGUUCUACCCUGAGUGUGCGCAAAUUGUCAUCUCCGGAGGUGGUGGAAAGUCACCAGAUGCAAGUUACCUGACUGCGAUUCCGAGCUACGCCAGCGCGAGUGACCCGGGCGUCAACAUUGAUAUUUACUCCAGCACCGCAACCACCUAUACCUGCCCGGGUCCCGCCGUCUGGGCCCCAUAGUACCUUCGAGAUGAAUGCUUUGCGCUGUGGUUUGGGACCAAGAAUCAUUGCGAUACGAUGUUCGAAGAAAUACGACUUUUGGUCGUAUUUCGGCGAAAGGUGUGACAGUUGGCGGCAAAUAGGGUAGUUGCAUGUGUUAUUGUAUAUAGCAAACAAAUAAGUCAUUGAUUCAAAUCUACAC